AUGACGUAUGUCCAAGGUUCCGACGGGCGCAAGCUUAAGGGCCGAGCAUUGCUAGACACGUGUGCCACGGCUAAUUUUAUUACCGAAACUUUCGUCAAACGUUUAGGCGUACCGAUAAUUAAACAUUCCGCCACAAUCGGUGCGAUUGAUAAUGCCAGCACCGUGUCGAGAGGCAUAGCACAAAUUAUCAUCCAUUCGAUAUACGAUGAAUAUAGUAAAUCGUUGACCUGCUUAAUAGUACCUACGAUUGCGGAUAUGAUACCCGCCGAAACGUUUUCGCGCGACUCAUUUAGAAUUCCGCAAAAUAUCAGGCUAGCCGAUCCAGAGUUUCACAUUCCACGGGGAAUUGAUUUGUUAGUCGGAUCCGGAACAACGCUAUCGUUAUUUUCCGUCGGACAAAUUAAUUUAUCAAACAAACAUCACGAUCUAUAUCUACAAAAGACGCGACUCGGCUGGAUAGUCGCUGGAAAUCCGUCCGCGCUGAACUCUUCGAAAUUCCCGACAUGUCACUUAACGAGCUUAGAACGGCAAUUAACCAAAUUUUGGGAAAUCGAGGAGAUAACGACGGACAAACCGAUGUCGGAACAAGACGCGCGAUGCGAAGCGUAUUUUUCAGAGACCGUAUCUCGCGAUAACAACGGGCGUUACGUGGUACGAUUGCCAUUUCGCAAGGAUAACGUGCGUCUGGGCGAUUCACGGGCCCUUGCUCUUAAACGAUUGUUAUCCCUAGAACGAAGAUUCAAUAUAAACGAAUCAUUUAAAACCGGAUAUGUUAGGGCAAUCGAGGAAAAUAUGGCGCUAGGAUACAUAUCUCGAGUAGAAAAUCCCGGCAGCGACGGCUAUUACAUGCCUCACCACGCGGUGGUAAAGGAAACCAGUACUACCACUAAAAUUAGAAUCAUGUUCGACGCAUCCGCAAAAACCAGCGAAGGAAUAUCAUUGAAUUCCUUGCUGAUAACAGGGCCUACUAUUCAAGACAAGCUAUUCGUGCAUUUGAUUCGUUUCCGUACUUAUAAUUACGUUCUUACAGCCGACAUUGAAAAAAUGUAUUGUCAGGUGCAGUUACACGAAAACGACCGACGCUAUCAAAGAAUACUAUGGCGCGUAAACGAAGAGAUCGAGACCUUUCAAUUUAAUACUCUUGCUUUCGGUGUCGCCUCAUCCCCCUUCUUAGCAAUACGCGCGAUUCACCAAUUAGCAGAUGACGAACAUCAUGUCUAUCCUCGAGCUGCGGCAAUUCUCAAGCGGCAUUUAUACGUAGACGAUCUGUUGACAGGCGCAGAAACUAUCGAACAAGCGCAAAUGAUUAAAGUGAUCGCGUUAUUGAACCGCGGCGGAUUCGUCAUAAGACAAUGGGCGUCUAACGACGAACGAGUCGUUAAUGAUCUGACUACUAAUGCACUGCACGCGAAUUUCAUAUUGAAUAUCGAUCGUUCCUUAAAAACGUUAGGAAUAACGUGGAAGGCGCGCGAGGACAAGAUAUGCUAUUCGGCACACUCCAUUGAAAUACCGGGAAGACUAACGAAACGGAACAUUCUAUCGAAAAUCGCGAAAAUAUUUGACCCAAUGGGCUUGCUGGGCCCCGUGGUCUUAUACGCGAAGAAACUAAUGCAGGAAGUGUGGAAAUGUAAGCUUCAGUGGGACGAAUCCGUCCCGCAGGAUUUACACACCGCAUGGACGGAAUUCGCUCAACAGCUGGCGUCGAUAAAUCAAGUUUCCGUCGAUCGCAGGUUAUUCGCGGAGGGUUACCGUGAUAUUCAGAUACACGGAUUUUGCGAUGCCAGCAAUGUCGGUUACGGGGCCUGUCUUUACGCACGAUCGACAGGGGAAAGCGGAGAAACGACGAUUAAAUUAAUUUGUGCAAAAUCGCGAGUAGCACCGUUAAAAACUAUAACGAUCCCUCGACUAGAGCUGGGUGGCGCAUUGUUACUCGCACGAUUGUAUAUCGAAGCGAGUGGUGCGCUGAGCAUCAUACCUAGUAGAGUCAUAUUUUGGUGUGAUUCAACAAUCGUAUUACACUGGUUGAAAACGUCACCUCACUUAUUAAAACCCUACGUAGCAAAUCGAGUCGCGGAAAUCCAAGAAAUUACCGGUCCGUGCGAAUGGCGGCACGUAGGAUCGCAAGACAAUCCCGCCGACGCAAUCUCUAGAGGGCAAUUACCUCACUGCUUUUUGCAAAAUAAAAUGUGGUUCGAAGGACCUUCGUGGCUGAAUCGAGAAGAAGGAGAAUGGCCGUAUUUAGUGACGCAAUCCAUAGAGGUACCUGAGUUAAAGCGAAGCGCAUGUAUGAUAAUUAAGCACAAUGAUUUUGAAAUAUUACUGAAAUACGCGUCAUACUCUAAAUUGCUUCGCGUCAUAGCUUACUGUUAUCGAUGGCGGCCCGGUAAUAGACACAUUGGCACACUAAAGACAACAGAAUUAAACGAGGCUGAGACGCGAGUUUUGAGGCUUCUUCAAUCCACGCAAUUUUCAAACGAAAUUAAACUGCUUAGAGAAAAUAAGCAAUUGCCAAGCAACAGCAAAAUUGUCAAUUUGAAUCCUUUUUUAGAUAAUGACGGGCUAAUCCGAGUAGGAGGGCGGUUACGAUUGUCACAUUUAACAUUCCCACAAAAACAUCCAGUUUUAUUGCCUAGUCGACACAAUUUAGUUGAUAGCAUUAUUCGAGAAAUCCACACGAGACAACAUCAUACGGGAAUUCAGACUACGCUAUAUAACCUUAGACAAAAAUUCUGGCUGCUUGACGGUAAAAACCAAGUGCGAAAGGUCGUGCGGGCAUGCACGCGUUGCUUCCGUUUCCGUGCUAGUACAACCGAAUAUAAAAUGGGAAAUCUCCCCACGGUGCGCGUGCGUGAGGCAACACCUUUCGCGAACACGGGCAUAGAUUUCUGCGGUCCUUUCUUCAUUAAGGAAAGGAAACAUCGCAAUAGAACGAAACUUAAGGUAUACGUGUGCGUAUUUAUAUGCAUGACAAUUAAAGCUGUUCAUCUCGAGCUCGUGAGCGAUUUGUCCUCCGAUGGAUUUCUCGCGGCAUUAAGAAGAUUUAUAGCAAGACGAGGGAUGCCGGAACAUCUUUAUUCCGAUAAUGGAACCAAUUUCGUCGGAGCUAACAAUCAAUUGAAAGAAAUGUACGCGCUUUUUAAUUCCGAACCUCAUCAAACUCUCGUAAAUCAGUUCGCAAGCCAGCAUCGUAUAGUUUGGCAUUUUAUACCGCCCGCCGCGCCACAUUUUGGCGGAUUGUGGGAGUCGACGGUGAAGCUCUUCAAGCAUCACGUCAAACGCGUUGUAGGGGACUCUUUGUUCACCUUUGAAGAGUUAAAUACAUUUAUAACCGAAGUCGAGGGCAUUCUCAACUCUAGGCCAAUUACGACACUUUCUUCUGAUCCGAAUGACCUUUCGGCAUUGACGCCGGCUCACUAUCUUCUCGGCAAGCCAUUAACAGCACUUCCAGAGGGUAACGUUAGCUCUAUUCCAGUAAAUCGAUUGUCUGCAUGGCAACACAUUGCAAAGGUCCGACAAGAUUUUUGGGCCCGUUGGCAUCUGGAAUAUCUUAACGAGCUUCAAAAACGCAGUAAAUGGUUCAAAAACGGACCAAAACUUGAGGCCGGAACAAUUGUACUUAUAAAAAAUAAAGGACUGCCGUGCACACAAUGGGCGCUAGGCAAAAUCACAGCCUUGCAUCCUGGUGACGAUGGAGUCGCACGGGUCGCCACCAUAAAAACGGCAAAUGGAGAAUUAAAACGCUCCACUAGACUGCUCUGCCCAUUGCCAGUCGAAUAA
This is a messenger RNA of Solenopsis invicta (red fire ant), 3777 nucleotides long. RefSeq lists its product as uncharacterized. Gene Ontology annotation, biological process: DNA integration. Bases 1 to 3777 code for a protein of 1258 amino acids. The transcript has a single exon. Gene Ontology annotation, molecular function: nucleic acid binding. NCBI's taxonomy places the organism in Eukaryota, Metazoa, Arthropoda, Insecta, Hymenoptera, Formicidae. The record is from RefSeq and is a predicted model, not a curated record.